This is a messenger RNA of Priapulus caudatus, 3687 nucleotides long. RefSeq names its product GPI ethanolamine phosphate transferase 1-like. Gene Ontology annotation, biological process: GPI anchor biosynthetic process. Bases 84 to 2903 code for a protein of 939 amino acids. The record is from RefSeq and is a predicted model, not a curated record. Gene Ontology annotation, cellular component: endoplasmic reticulum membrane. NCBI's taxonomy places the organism in Eukaryota, Metazoa, Priapulida, Priapulimorpha, Priapulimorphida, Priapulidae. The transcript has 19 exons. Gene Ontology annotation, molecular function: mannose-ethanolamine phosphotransferase activity.
GCACCACUGGCACUGCGUCGAUCAUGGCGUCGAUCGUCGAUGGAUGGGAAAGAUCAGUAGCCUGAGUAGGAAAGCCGAAAAGGAUGAAGGAGAAAUGGCAGGUCUUCCUCUGUAUUGGUAUACAUCUGGUGUUGUUUUCCUCGAUAUUUGACAUCUACUUCACCACACCUCUUGUACAUGGCAUGACUCCAUAUCAACUGCCAGUAUCUCCACCUGCAAAACGGCUAGUCUUGUUUGUGGCAGAUGGACUGCGGGCAGACUCGCUAUUUGGUGGGCAUGCUAAAAGCGAAACGGCAAAAUAUUUGAGGAAAAUCGUGGAAGACAGGGGUCCAUGGGGUGUGUCCCAUACACAUGUGCCUACAGAAUCUCGGCCUGGCCAUGUUGCUAUCAUUGCUGGUAUUUAUGAAGAUGUUAGUGCUGUAACAAAGGGAUGGAAAGAGAACCCAGUGCCAUUUGACACCUUAUUCAAUGAAAGCCGAUACACCUGGGCUUGGGGAAGCCCAGACAUUCUGCCAAUGUUUUCCAAAGGUGCAACAGGUGACCAUGUUUUCACUGAUAUGUAUGAGCCAGACAUGGAAGACUUCGCUUCCAAGGAUGCAUCCGUGCUUGAUACCUGGGUAUUUGAAAAAGUGAAGGAACAUUUACAGUCAGCAGGAAAUAAUGAAACGCUAGCAGAUAUGCUGUCCAAGGACAAGAUUGUUCUAUUCCUCCACCUACUUGGACUAGAUACCCAGGGGCACUCUCACAGACCCAUGUCUAGGGAAUACAUGGAGAACAUAGACCUUGUUGACAAGGGAGUGGAAACUGUUGUCAAUGAAAUUGAGGAGUACUUUCAACAUGACCAGAAAACUGCUUAUAUUUUUACCUCUGAUCAUGGCAUGACUAAUUGGGGGUCACAUGGUGCAGGCCACCCACACGAGACGCUGACUCCGUUAGUUGCUUGGGGAGCAGGUUUACGUGCAGCAGAGAAAACCACAGUAACAGCCCCCCAGGAUGAUUAUAGCAGUGAAUGGGGAUUGGCCUCUGUGCGACGUACCGACGUGAAUCAGGCUGACAUCAACCCACUCAUGUCCUCACUGAUUGGUGUUCCCUUCAGCAUGAACUCUGUUGGUCUUCUGCCACUGGACUAUCUAGAAGAAUCGGAUUCUUUCAAAGCACACGCUUUGUUUACCAACGCGUUGCAGGUUACAGAACAGCUCAUGGUUAAAGAGAAGCAAAAGCUAGAUAUGACAUUUUCUGUGAUGGCAAGACCAUUUCCUCUACUUCCUGCUUCUGAACAAAGCUCAAGAAAAGAUAAUGUGAAAAAUCUGCUGAUGGAGAAGGAGUAUGAGGGAGCCAUAAAUGCCGGCAGAGAGCUGAUUAAUUUGGCAUUGUCUGGACUGGACUAUUAUCAGACCUAUGAUUGGCUGUUACUCAACAUCAGUGUUGUGAUGAGUUUCCUUGGCUGGGUUGCCUGCAUCGUGAUAGAAAUACUGCAACAUCACACAGACAUCGUGCCACAGAGAAAUGCACAUGACCACGAUGGGGAAGGCUUGCUGUAUAUACUGCGAGAAAACGUUCGCUUGUUACUGCUGCUUGCUGCUGUUUCAGUCUUUCUGGCUGACAGAUCUAGCCCACCUAUGUACUACGUGUACUGCUUUCUGCCAUUCAUCCUUUGGUCACAUGUGCUGAGUCAGCGGUUGGUAUUUGGUGAUGCUUUGAAGUACCUCAUGCUAAAUCAACAACUGAUGGCAGCUGUGAUGGCUGUGUGUUUAGGAAUCAUUGCUGUACAGAUGUUGGUACUGUCUUUUUUUUACAGAGAGGUAUUAUCUAUAGGAUUAGUAUUUAUUGGAGUCUGGCCUCUUAAAACAAUAUUGAGGGAAACUGACAAGGCUAUAGUGUAUACCUGGUUAGCAUUGUGUUUGCUUGUUGCUGUAUUCCCUCUACUGCCAGUGGUAGGACGGGAGGCCAACUAUUAUUAUGUUUAUCUUACGGCUGCCAUUACUAUUGGCAUCGCUGGAUUCUUCCUAUAUAGGUUAAAAUCUACAUGGGUCACUGAUGGCCAGCACACACAAACGAAGUUUGUCUGCAUCAUUCAGAUUGCCUUUGUGUGCACGUCAGCACUGGUCGUCUUUACAACUGUGUCUAGUCUGGGGAGGAAGCAGGGUCUUCCACUGAUCAGCAGAAUUCUAAGUUGGACACUGUUAGGACUGUCCCUGGUGCUGCCAUUAUUCAGCUCUACAUUUUUGCUAUCAAGGCUACUGACAAUUAGCCUCUCUCUAGUCAGUGUUUACAUUCUCAUGAGUACCAGCUACGAGGCACUCUUUUGCUUGUCACUGUGCUGUCUGCUAUGUUGUUGGCUGCACAUCGAACACAGGGUUGCACAAAAGCAAGGUGCACCGUUGUCUAGUGCAGACUUUAAGCCAAGCCACCGUUACACCAUGGAGAGUAUGACCAGGUUUCUCUCAUUUUCUGAUCUCAGAUCAGCAUACUUCUACAUCUUCUUCAUCAUGCUAUCGUUUUUCGGCACAGGCAACAUCGCGAGCAUUAAUAGCUUUGAUCCAGCUUCAGUGUACUGCUUUCUGACAGUAUUCAGUCCUUUUACAAUGGGAGCUCUAAUUGUACUUAAGGUGUUGAUCCCAUUCAUUCUUGUGAGCUGUGCAUUCCACGCAGUGAAUGUUACCGUUCAGGUGCCAACAAGGAGUUUGUUCCUCCUGGUGUUGCUCAUGUCAGACGUGAUGGGCCUGCACUUUUUCUUUCUCGUGAGGAACACUGGCAGCUGGCUUGAUAUUGGCACAAGCAUCAGCCAUUAUGUGAUAGCAAUGACGACAAACAUAUUCAUCCCGAUUCUGUACGGCUUGUCCAUGCUGUUUACGACAUGGAGCAUCCCCGUGACCUUCAGCUCAAAAGCACACGUCACGUGAGACCAAGAAACGUACUGCUAUACAUGCAAACCUAGUCGCUUGUUGCCUGCUGCAGUAAACAUUAUAAUGCCAAUUAGGAACACCAGAUUAGAUCUGGAUGGAGAUUUAUUUUUCUUCUGAUGCAUUUCCUGUGUCAUUGCGAGUUGGUUUUAUUGCUGGCGGCUUGACUGUGGCUCGAACAUGGCCUAUUAUCUCUGUUAUCCUGUUUAAUACAAGGCACAUGGCCUAAAAAAUAAUUAAAAUUGCCACCAAUAUGAUACCAUGAUCAUAUGCAUAGUAUUCACGUGUUUAUGGUGAUGCUGGCUGAUAGUGAGGAUGAUGCUGUUUAUUGUACUCAUUACUGUUGCACAGAGUUGCUUAUUCAGUGUAGCAUUAGUGCCAUAUUGGCGGGGCUUAAAUAACUCAUUUAUCCUGGGAAGGGGGUGUUGCAAAGACAAGUUCAGUUUGUGUUCUAGGCGGUGGACCGUUGGGAUUUUGCCAUUGGCAAUGUAAUAGUAUCUAAGCUUAUCUGGAGGAGGGAGUGACUGCGCCUUGCUCAUCCCUCUAUGGCUCUGAUCAGUAUGAAACACAUUUUUACGCUCUAGAAGUUAUAUAUGUGUCAUCUAACUGUUUGUUCAAUACUGGGCUUUAUUGUUAGCAGUUUUUGACAAUCGAUAUGAAACGUAGUGUUUGAUUGCUGUUGGCAUUUUUAAUUGCAAAUCAUUACCAUGCCAUGGUAUUAUUGUAUGGAUGAGACGUUUUGUAAAGACAUUAAAUUUUGUUCAUCUAAGCUCACACUGUCACA